UUGUAAAAUGAAUUACUAUUAUCCUGCCUAUCCAACUCCAUAAGCUUCAACUAAUUUCAUAAAUUGUGUUCUUGAUUUUGAUAGUAAACUCUAUAUAGGAGAUGCUCAAGCAUUUUAAUAUUAUCAGAAUUAUGAUGUCAAAGCCAUAAUAUCUUUUUCUACAGAACAAAGUAAACAAUCUAUUAACUUAUUUAUUAGAUUUCCAAGCUAAUUCAGAUACCGAUCAAAUGGUUUUAUAAGUUAAUGAUCGUCCAUAAUGUGAUAUCUCUGGAUAUUUUGAUAAAACCAAUAAAUUUAUCAAUAAACAUAUGGAUGAUAAUCACAACGUACUUGUCCAUUGCGUGGCAGGGAAAUCUAGAUCUGCCACUAUUGUGUUGGCUUAUCUAAUGUUCUCUUAAGAUUGGACCUUAUAAGAGGCAUUGAUUUACUUAAAAAGUGUAAGACCAAUAGUUUGUCCCAAUCCUGGAUUCAUUCGAUAAUUGUUGAAAUACGAAGAAAAACUAUUUGGUAAAGUCAAAAGCAAUUUAACUCAUGAUAUUACACCAUAUUAUAAUGUUUAAAAGGCAGAUACUAUAAUACCAGAAGGACCUGCUGUGGGAAGAAAUUACUAAGUUGAUUAGAAUGCUUAUAAUAGAAGAUCCUCUUUUGUUUCACCACCAUCUCAACUUAUGGGACACUAGCGAUCGUAUUAGUAAUUCUAAUAUGGAUGGAGAUAUUAUUGAA
Paramecium pentaurelia is the source of this 723-nucleotide messenger RNA. The record is from the annotation of a GenBank genome assembly. NCBI's taxonomy places the organism in Eukaryota, Ciliophora, Oligohymenophorea, Peniculida, Parameciidae.